Messenger RNA from Aspergillus udagawae, 1368 nucleotides. RefSeq names its product T6SS phospholipase effector Tle1-like catalytic domain-containing protein. The transcript has 2 exons. Lineage: Eukaryota; Fungi; Ascomycota; Eurotiomycetes; Eurotiales; Aspergillaceae. The record is from RefSeq and is a predicted model, not a curated record. Bases 1 to 1368 code for a protein of 455 amino acids.
AUGACGGACAAGGACUCCGAAGACGGGCGUGACGCGCCUACGCGAGAGCUCGUCCUGUGUUUCGAUGGCACGGGAAAUACUUUUCGUGCAGACGGUGGCGAGAGCAACAUCCUGAAGAUCUUUCGGAUGCUAGAUCGAACCAAGGAGAAUCGAUCUGGCAUUGGGUCAGACAUAACGCCAGGCUCGGUCGCUCACGCCGUCCUGCGCCGCAGCGGCAAGUCAUGGACUCCAAAGGCCUUUGACCUUGCGCUUGCGACCUCUUUCGAUCAGCAUGUUAUUCGAGGCUACCGCUUCCUUGCGCGCCGAUGGGUCCCAGGCGCCAAGAUCUACCUCUUUGGUUUUUCUCGAGGCGCCUACACGGCUCGAUUCCUGAACGAAAUGCUGGAUUAUAUCGGCCUCCUCUCUGCGGACAACGAGGAGCUGAUCCCUUUCGUCUGGGAGGCGUUCACGCAGUGGAAAUUCUCCGAGGGCGAAGAUAAAGAGGAGCGUUUGGGUGCAAUGCGAUGCCUGAGCGUGAGCCGGGAGACGAUGUGUCGACCCGUGGGGCAAGUCCACUUCUUAGGCUUGUUCGAUACUGUCAACAGUGUGGCCGAGUUGAACAAGGAGAGCAGCACGCGGCCAAGCCCGAGGAUUAUGAGACACGCCGUCAGUAUCGAUGAGCGAAGGAUCAAAUUCCAACCCGUACUCUUCGAGAGCAAGCUGGGCACGGGAUCACCGGACAUGAAGCAAAGCGUCAAAGACUGGAAGAAAGGACCCGAAAACAUCUACGACUCGGACAAUGACGGUGAAUCUUCAGAGCUCGAGGCUGACUUUGAGGAGGUGUACUUUGCCGGAAACCACGGCGACGUUGGGGGAGGCUGGCCGAGCAAGUCCUGGCCCAUAAGCCAGAUCCCUCUGACAUGGAUGGUCCAGGAAGCCAUCAAGGCCGGGCUUACGUUCGAAAGCGACAAGCUUGAGGCGCUCGGCUGCCAAGAUCCAGCAACAAGUGAAAAGGGUCAGGACAUCGUACGCCAGGCCGAACGUGCUCGAAUCCACGAUUCCCUCGACUAUGAUAGUGGGAGACCAGCCGAGGCUUUCUUCUGGAGACUUCUGGAGUGGAUCCCCUUCAAACGACUGAAGAUCACGCCGGAUGGUUCGGUUCGCAUGACUCGAUGGCAGGCAAGAGGUUCGCGAAGACCGCUUCCCAAAGAUGCCAAAAUCCACGGCAGCGUCAUUCGACGGCUGCGGGCUGACCCAAGCUACCGACCGUACAAUCUGGGCCUUGGCAACAAACCAAAUGAGAUGGACAAGGCGGAAGAAGACCGGAAUAUUGGAGAAUGGAGGCAGAUUGAGAACGACGGCCUGCGUGACUAUUGGAUCAAGGUUUAG